CGGCUAACGCAUAGGGAUUUGCGUUUAUUUGGUGAGCGGGGGCUUGUGAACCCUGACCAGCCUCCGACCUAGUCACGAUGGCGCUUGUCAAAAUGUCACUGUGUUGUGUCGUCCCUCUCGGUUUCCUGUCUGGAAGAGGCUCUCGCCCAACUCCCCUUGGACUCAAGAACAUACUGGCGGGACAUUGUAGCAUGUGCUUGUCGUUGGUUCUUUGAAAGUCUGUGAUCGGCCCGACACCAUGUUUACACCCGUGGAAACCACCAUCGGAGCGUUCCUGCUCCACCAGGCUACGAGCAUCCUCCUCCAUAACAAUGGAACCAUUCUGGGAGCAUCCGAGUACAUGCGACGGGUGGUUUCGAAGCCUACGUUCGGAGUCGCAGCAUUCUUCGCUGGCAUGAUAGCAAGCUUCCCGUUGUUACGACUCACGCUCCCUGAACUUCUCACGAGAUACCCUCCGUCGCCGUCGACGUCGGGAUCAGCUGUGAUGACUGUUGCGAUGGGUCUUUUGGUAGGAUGGGGAACAAAAGCGGCCCACGGAUGCACUUCUGGACACAUGCUAUGCGGACUCUCGCGACUGAGUGGUCGCUCUGCUCUCGCUGUAGCAAUCUUCUUCCCGGUGGCUCUUACCACGCAUCACCUCGUACAUCCGUCUCUCAUGACUUCUGUCUGCACGAGCGAUGUCCCUUGCUACACCGCAACAUAUCCAACACAGGCCGCUACGACUUCACUGAUCGCGCUCGCUGCCGUGACUAUCGCAUCGGGUCGACUGAUUCCUCGAAUUGUCGCGAGACUGACCAAAAAUACGAAGAAUGCGGGGGACAAAAGCGACGAUACCUCCCUAGCGCGCCACGCAACCGAACUCUUCGCGGGCCUAGAAUUCGGCCUUGGACUACACAUCUCGCAAAUGUCGAAUCCUGCCAAAGUGGCUGCUUUCCUGUCUUUCCCCCGGCUCGAAGUCUGGGACCCCUCGAUGAUGCUUGUGAUCGCUUUUGGCAUCCUCCCGAGUCUGCUCGAGAACCUAUCAAAGGGCUUCAGCAAAUCGCCACGGUUCACCACGAAAUAUGAGCUUGGGAAUAAGACGUUUGCGGAUACCGACUGGAAGAUGGUUCUAGGGGCAGCAGCGUUUGGUGUUGGCUGGGGCAUGUCGGGGACUUGCCCUGGGCCUGCGGUUUUGAGGAGUAUUGCGCAGCCGGCUUGGGGUUUGCUGUGGAUGGGAGGGUUCUGGCUUGGUGGUAUGUUUCUAUCAGAAGAACCAGAAGGGGGCAUGUGUGGUUAG
Messenger RNA from Paraphaeosphaeria sporulosa, 1276 nucleotides. RefSeq names its product YeeE/YedE family integral membrane protein-like protein. NCBI's taxonomy places the organism in Eukaryota, Fungi, Ascomycota, Dothideomycetes, Pleosporales, Didymosphaeriaceae. The transcript has 2 exons. The record is from RefSeq and is a predicted model, not a curated record. Gene Ontology annotation, cellular component: plasma membrane. The coding region runs from base 239 to 1276 and encodes 345 amino acids.